CUUUAUAAGACAAGGGUUUAGGGAGGAAACUUUGGUUCAUCUUGAACAGCUCCUGAUGCAGAACUAGAAGAACUAAUCUUCAGGGAAAUUCCAAGAGGAGCAUCCGUAAAACCGUGUGGUCCCACAGAUUUCUUCAUCUUGAGGAAAGGCAUCAUGGAGGUGCACCAGUUGGCUGUAGUUUUGCUGGUGGCACUGUGCGCCACUCCAUCUGCUGACGCUCAACCCGCUGAGGUGAAGGCUCGCUACCUACACUUCCUCAACCAGCAUGUGUUUGGGGGCAUGAAUGAAAAACAGUGCGACAGUGUGAUCAGGAAAAGGGGGAUCACACAGGGAGACACCAAUAACUGCAAAGAAACCAAUACCUUCAUAUUGGCAACACAACAGCAGGUCAGAGCAGUGUGCCAAGAAGGGGGCACACACAAGCCAAACACAAGGGAUCUCUACGAAAGCACCAAACCGUUUCCUGUAAUCACUUGCAGUUUACAAAGUGGAGACAGACAACCUAAAUGUAAAUAUCGUGGUCAAAGAAGCACUCGACACAUUACAGUGGGGUGUGCUCAGACAUGGCCUGUGCAUUACGAUGGCGAUGACCUUAUAAUAUAAUUGAUCCAAAGGAAUGAUCAAAAGUACAGAAAAACCAUAAGCACAUUAAUGCAUGCAUAAAGUCAUUUUUGUAAGAUAUAAAUGCUUGUUAAGAGGGACUUUCCUUUCAAAUCAUUGCUGUGCUGUUAAAUCCGAUGGGAAGGGACUUUUUAAGAUGUUUUAAUCACUUGUUCAUCUAUUUUAACGCUGUAUGUUUACAGUAUGUUAACAUUUCAUUUUUUGUCAACUCACCUGUAAUAGUACACUAACCAAGAUACUAAGAUGUAUGUUUAUUACAUUUUAAAAUACUGCUACUGCUAAUACUGCUUCUGUCAGUUCUCCUGUAUGGACAUGUGGAUUUUUUUUUCAGUUGUAAAAUUGUUUGUUUUGUGGUUUUUGAAUUACAAAAUAAACUAUUAAAAUCU
Molecule: messenger RNA, 1007 nt
Organism: Astyanax mexicanus (Mexican tetra)
Lineage: Eukaryota; Metazoa; Chordata; Actinopteri; Characiformes; Acestrorhamphidae
Product: ribonuclease-like 3
Exons: 2
Coding region: 154-603 (149 amino acids)
Biological process (GO): defense response to Gram-positive bacterium; defense response to Gram-negative bacterium; angiogenesis
Molecular function (GO): nucleic acid binding; RNA nuclease activity
Source: RefSeq, a predicted model, not a curated record